UUUUCUCUCCGCCCACAAAGCAGCAAGAACGCGCACCGCUGCGCGCCUGCGACUGGCCGCACUGAUUAACAAGGCAAAGACGAGUUUUCAGCGAGCGAGCUGCGGAAGGCUGUUUUUAAAUUACAUUCAAACCGUGGACACGCACGGAUUAAAGAAAAGAUGCAGGACUGUUCGCUGCGGAUUUGAACCUCUAGCAGUCUGUCGGCGAGCGACCGAAGAACGGAGGAAAAAAAAGAAGCAAUUAUUUCGUGGGAAUACAGAGACAAAUAAUCAUUUUGCUGGGCCACAAGUGUGUGCGGCUGUGCAACUAACAAGCCUGUCAGGAGAAGAAAAAGCCUGGGCUCCUAAUUAACUUCAGCUCACGUCUGGAGUGGUAAUGUCUUGAGGUCGUGACCUCUCCAGCCCAGUGAAGGACGUGCCCGUGCUGAGCUGCUGCUCAUGGGAACUUCUGCUCCACCAUGAGUGUUCGAGAUGGCCUUGGUGUCGGUAGGAGGGGCACACUGGGCCGACGGCAGCGCUUUGAGAACUCAGAGUUCACAGUGCGCAUCUAUCCGGGUUCCCUGGCAGAGGGCACCAUCUACUGCCCAAUCAGCGCCCGCAAAACCACCACAGCCGCUGACGCCAUCGAACGGGUCAUCGAACGGCUGCAGCUGGAUCGCACCAAGUGUUAUGUUCUCGCCGAGGUGAAAGAGUUCGGUGGGGAGGAAUGGAUUCUCAACCCGACCGACUGUCCGGUGCAGAGGAUGAUGCUCUGGCCUCGUGUGGCUCUAGAGCUCCGACCACUGUCCGGUGGCGAGGAUUACCGCUUCCUCCUGAGGCAGAAAAAUCUGGAUGGCUCUAUUCACUAUGGUGGCAGCCUCCAGUUGUGGCUGCAGAUCACAGAGGAGCGACGGCGCAUGGUGGAGCGGGGACUGCUGCCACAGCCGGAGUCUCAGGGUGACUACGCAGAUCUGUGCUGCCUGUCAGAGCUGAAUGAGCGCUCACUGCUGGACAACCUGCGCUUGCGCUUCCGCCAGGAAAAGAUUUACACUUACGUUGGGAGCAUCCUCAUAGUCAUUAACCCCUUCAAGUUCCUGCCAAUCUACAACCCAAAAUAUGUGAAGAUGUAUGACAAUCAUACGCUGGGAGAUAUGGAGCCCCAUAUUUACGCCGUGGCAGAUGUGGCUUAUCACGCCAUGCUGAAUAGACAGAGGAAUCAGUGCAUUGUGAUUUCUGGAGAGAGCGGCUCUGGGAAGACGCAAAGCACAAACUUUCUCAUCCAUCAUUUGACUGCUCUCAGCCAGAAGGGGUUUGCCAGUGGAGUGGAGCAAAUUAUCUUGGGGGCGGGACCAGUAUUAGAGGCAUUUGGGAAUGCAAAGACGGCUCAUAAUAACAACUCCAGUCGUUUUGGGAAGUUUAUCCAGGUGAACUACCAGGAGAGUGGCACCGUGAGAGGAGCAUAUGUGGAGAAAUAUCUCCUGGAAAAGUCCAGACUGGUCUAUCAAGAACACAAUGAGAGAAAUUACCACGUGUUUUACUACCUGCUGGCAGGAGCAAGUGAAGAAGAGAGGAACGUCUUUCACCUGAAGAAGCCUGAAGAAUAUCAUUACCUCAAUCAGAUGACAAAGACACCAAGACAACUGCACUGGGACAGUUACUGUGAGAGCGAACCGGACUGUUUCACUGUUGAAGGAGAAGACCUAAAGCAUGACUUUGAGAGGCUUCAGCUGGCCAUGGAGAUGGUGGGAUUUCUUCCUGCGACAUGCAAACAGAUCUUUUCUCUGUUGUCUGCCAUUCUUCACCUGGGGAACAUUCGCUACAAGAGGAAAACCUACAGGGAUGAUUCAAUAGACAUCUGUAACCCAGAGGUGCUGCCUGUGGUCUCAGAGCUGCUGGAGGUUAAGGAGGAGAUGCUGUUUGAAGCGCUGACAACGCGGAAGACCGUGACGGUGGGAGAGAAGCUGAUCGUUCCCUACAAGCUGGCUGAGGCUGGUACGGUGAGGGACUCCAUGGCCAAGUCCCUGUACGGAGCCCUGUUUGACUGGAUUGUCUUCAGGAUCAACCACGCUCUGCUAAACAUCAAGGACCUAGAAGAAACCACCAAGAUUUUGUCCAUCGGAGUGCUUGACAUUUUUGGGUUCGAGGACUAUGAGAGCAACAGCUUUGAGCAGUUCUGUAUCAACUUUGCCAACGAGCGUCUUCAGCACUACUUCAACCAGCACAUCUUCAAGCUUGAACAAGAGGAAUACCGGGCGGAGGACAUUACUUGGCGAAACAUUGAUUAUAUUGACAACACAGGUUGUAUCAACCUGAUCAGCAAGAAGCCCACGGCG
Molecule: messenger RNA, 2312 nt
Organism: Nothobranchius furzeri (turquoise killifish)
Lineage: Eukaryota; Metazoa; Chordata; Actinopteri; Cyprinodontiformes; Nothobranchiidae
Source: RefSeq, a predicted model, not a curated record